AUGUCCGCGUUGCUGCGCAUUCAACUCUCCCGUCCCGACAGCUCCGUGCCUUGGGGCUUUCGUCUGGAAGGGGGCCUGGAUUUGGGACACGCUCUGAACAUCCAGAGAGUAACUCCUGGUAGUGUUGCUGAAGCUUGUGGUGUUAAACCGGGAGACAUCAUCGUGAGUAUAAAUUCUGCUGACACGAGAUUCAUGAGGCAUGAGGACGCGAAAAUGGAAAUCAUUCGGUCUAACAAUGCCUUUGAAAUGAUCGUAGAGAGAAAUGAUAAGGGAAACUCCAUGGAAUUGGGAGCUUCUAUCCUUCUUGAACAGAGUUCUUCGGCUUCCGAGUCAACUAUUCGACCAACGGACAUAAACGGGGGAGCAGAAUUGACAUGCGGUAUUCCAAGGGCCGGGAUAGCAAUGAUAUCCCAGGAUCCAAGUGGACGGUUUCAACGCCUCUCGCACUCCUCCUACAAUUCUCCAAUGGGUUUGUAUUCAAAAGGCAAUGUGGAUACAUCCUUCAGAAGUACAAUCGCUUCAGCAGGGGCAGAUCUGUCUAAUGUUCGACCAGCUCCGCAAGUGUUCGGUGGAAGUAUGCGGUGUGGAGCGUGUCAGGACCUCAUCACAGGUGGGCAGUUUGUGAGAGUGCAGAGUCGAAUUCCCAUGCAUCCCUCAUGCCUGAAGUGCUGCAAAUGUGGCAUUGGACUGAGGAAUGUAGGUUAUUUUUACAUCAAUGAGAAGCUCUACUGCGAGACUCAUGCUAAACAAGUGGGUAGACCACCAGACUCAAACUUAAAGCCUGUAGUGAUUUACAAGUGA
This is a messenger RNA of Hydatigera taeniaeformis, 801 nucleotides long. The record is from the annotation of a GenBank genome assembly. NCBI's taxonomy places the organism in Eukaryota, Metazoa, Platyhelminthes, Cestoda, Cyclophyllidea, Taeniidae.